Anneissia japonica is the source of this 4013-nucleotide messenger RNA. RefSeq lists its product as uncharacterized. The record is from RefSeq and is a predicted model, not a curated record. The transcript is spliced from 6 exons. Bases 191 to 1627 code for a protein of 478 amino acids. Lineage: Eukaryota; Metazoa; Echinodermata; Crinoidea; Comatulida; Comatulidae.
UCCAACCAAUCACCUUAUAAAGUUUAGUAGGAUUGUCAUGCACAUGCGCUCAUCAAGCAACUGAAGCGCUAACUAUCGAGGGGUUUAACGAUCAACAACUAUUGCAAAUUUACAUGGAAAUUACACCGGCCUCAUAAGGCAGCUUUCAUUGCAAUCGGAUCAGCUCACAUAGUAAUAAAAGUUAUCAAAUAUGAUACGUGUGUUUUGCUUUUGCACGAUGGUUGUAUCUGGAAUAAUGAUUUGUGACGCAACUACGACCGCCGAAACACCAAGCGAAUCAAUAUCAAUUACAACCACCAUUGCUAAAAAAAGUGAGAAGAUAAUCCAUAGUUGUGCUCUUGGCACAACCAAAAUAAAUAGUGGUGCUUCUGCUGAUUGUAUAUAUGAAAACGCCUCGAAUGGAUUAUGCUUUCAUUUUGGGGAAAACAAAGCCACAUAUACAGGAGCUUCGAGAGAUUGUAAGGAUCGAGGGAUGAGACUUGCUUCCAUUACCAAGCCUCAUAUUUUAGACCUACUUCUUGGAAUGAUUCACAGGCAGAAUGACAGCGAAUCUGAGAAUCGAUUUUGGGUUCAUAUACCAAAUUCAACAUGGACAUCUAUUGGUAACUGGAAUGAUACUUACAGUCGAUAUUAUGGUACCUGUGAUCCGAAAUACAAGCAAGGCAUAAAUAGAAAAAAUUGCCAGUUUUUGAUGGCAAAAGGAAACAACACGAAAUUAGUGCUGCGACUGAUGAAAAGUGACCAAGACUGUAACAUGAAAUUAAAGGUUUUUUGCCAAGGUAAAUUAUUGGACAAUUCAACGUCAAAUAAGCCUACUGGAAACCAUGUGGACCCAACCCUAGCCAUCAUUGUCGCUACAUCCGUGGGAGUUUUAUUGUUACUAAUCAUCUUAUUCCUCAUAAUAAGAAGUCUACGUAAAGCUUAUACACACUCCCAUGAAAGAAUGGAGAAUGCCUCGAAAUCUGAUACAUCACAAAAUGAGGAAAGAAAAAUAGGAAACAAAUAUGCAGUGUCAAAGGGGCAUAAAUGUGACACGAAUGAGGAUAAUAAAGAGAAAGAAUAUGCUGACUAUGCCGAACUUGAUGACGGUAGUAUUGACCUUGCAAAUGAUGUAGAUAAUGACAAUGAUGACGUAGUAAAGUCUGACGCACUACCAACAACUGCGCAUGCAAGCGCACAGGAAAGUGGAGGCGGCGAACCUUCUUAUUUCGUAUUAAACAAGGAGCCAUCCGUGGAGUCGUUGCAUACGUACGAGGAUUGUGCUUUCAAAGGUGUUUCCACAGCAUCAACACUACCAAUGGGAUGCAAUUAUUUAGUUCAAAACCGACCCGCAGGCGAUGCCGACGAAAAUGUGUAUGAUUGGCCAGAUUUAUUGCAACCCACCAAUAAUUACACACCGAAAGCAAGAAGGACGCAAAGUGAAACAGAGCCUCAAUAUUUUUCGCUUGAAAUUGAAGAAACUGAUGAAGCAGAAAAUAUCUAUGACUCUGUCUUCCCUGUAGAUGAACCUCUCAAGAAACCCCUAAAAGCCUCGCGUACAAAACAUCUUUCACUUCAAAGAAAGAAACAAAAGAAUAAGCACCAAGGACAUGUUAAAAGUCAACAGACUGGUGGAAGUCGUAAAUAAUCCUCUUUUGCAAUUCAAAUUGGUUUUCGUUUGUGAUAGAACUAUUACCGGUGACAGUAUUAUUUGUAAAUUACUACACUGUAUCUGCAUUUGUUCAACAUCAUGACGUUUCUACUAAUGAUAUUCAAUACCAAUAUUAUAUAUCAGCAAAAGCGUCGUCAUCAUCAUCAUCAUCAUUAUCGUCAUCAUUGAAAUUCACUUUAAUAUCAUCAUGUAAAUUGCUGAUUAAUUAUCACUUUAUCAUAACACCAACCUCUACUGCAUAUCAAUUGCUUCCUCAAACUUUCAAAUUACUUAGCUCUUGGGUUUUAGCUGCAUCGAUAAGCUUCUUUCAAUUAUCAUAUGCUGACUUUAGGAAAACUAUACGAUCAUUGGCAUAAUAAAGUAGUCAUUAAAUUUAACUUCUAUCUCAUAUUACAACAAACACAAUUCGACCCAUAUAGCUGAUGUUGAUAGCGUGAGAGUCGUCGACUUGACCUAAACCUAUUUGUUGGCUGUUAUACAUUUUACUGGCCCGUUGAUGAGAUGUCUGUGUAUUUCUAAACAAAUUAACAUUUAUUAUCGAGUGGUGAUAUCAAACAUAUCUACACUUGUUACAACAGUAUAAAUGUGUGUCAGGACUUUUAAUUGUUCGUUAAUGUGUAUUCUUUCUUUGCAGAUACGCAGCGCUUCUUUCCAAUUUUAUUGGGUCCACAUACGUAGGUUUUGCUGUUAUAAUUUGCGCAAGCCAUCCCUACAUUAAUAUACUCAUCCUCGGUGAAGAGAGGCAAUGCAACGACACGUCACACGCAAAAUGCACAGCGAGAUAUUGAAAGCCGACCUCAAGGUUGGGAAAUAGACCUGUUCCCACUACGCCAAGCAUACUAGAAGAUUCUUAGUACUCCUUAUGCUAUAAAAGCGGAGAAAGACAAUAAACUGACUUACCACUACGUCAUCCGACCUUGUUGCACAAGAGUCUUAUCCUCGUAUCAAAAUUAAUAAAAGUUCUGUAUGAUCCUAGAUAAAAGUUUCACUCUUACCACCAUUGUGUUUUCUGUACCCCAGCACUUAACACUGUGGAAUGUUCUCUAUGAAUAUUAAAUGUACAGCAGAUGUAAGCAUCGUAUAUAGAGUCUGUAGCAUUAUUAAGAAAAGAACUAAAGCAUAUCCUUUUGCCCCAGAAUAGUUGAAAAUUGGAUUGGAUUGCAUUUAUUCGGUGUAAACACCAAGGAUAACACAGGAAAGUCUGAAGAAGACUUAUUUCCAAUGGGGUCUUUCUGGUGGUGAUUAGGCAGUACACCGGGAGACAAUCCCCUACUCUUUUCCGAAGGGUGAACUGCGUUCUGUAACGUGUACAUGGGCCAUGCACACAGUACCAACGGCUUAGGCGUCUCAUCCGAAAGACGGUGCGCUAUCGCGUAAAUUUGCAUGCAUUUCAGCCUUCUAUCUGAAAUACAGGGAGCAGCGAUGGGAAUUGAGCCAGGGACCAAGAGAUCGCCCCAGUUCUGCUCACACACAGUGUGGCUACUACCAGUUUCGACGACUGAGAGCUAGUCUGCUCUCUAAAGUUUUGUAAUUACUUUUGUCGAAGCGCCUUUCAAACAAUUUAUUAUGGAAAGUGAGCUUUUAAAAUAUUUUGAAUUGAUUUAUUUAUUUGCUGUUGCUCUUAAAACUGAGGUAUUUGUAGAAAACUCUGCUCAUCAUCGAUGUAACACUAACAACAAUCCGUUUUCUAAAUAUGAGUUUCAACACUAUAUAAUUUGAAAAUGUAUACUAACAUGAACUUAACCAUUGAAACAAGCAAAAACUAAAACCACAGUUAUAAGCAUAGAGAAUAAUAUUGAAGGUAAAUAAGUGUUCGUUUUCCACUUCAAGUAUAUAGUAAUGUUAUCUUUUAUGUGAUAGGCCUUAUGAGGUAUUUGCAUAAUAUUUUUAUUACCCUAUAAAUGAUAUUAUGGCAAACCAGUAAUGUUAGUAAGGAUGUGGAAUCUGUUCUAUGACUUCGUGUAAAUAUUGUUUAAGUAAUUGUUGUAUGUUUAAUCUAUUGAAAUAGGCUAUUAUAUAGUCAUUACAUUUUGCAUUUAAAUUUUUCUAUUUCAAAUUUUCCAUUAGGAAUUUAAUUGAAUACUUUACUGAACGAUUAUUGAAAGUGCCUUAUUGUAAAUUUAACGUAAGAAGUUGUGUUAAUGACGGCUUGUUAUGUUUCUACAGUCCUAUUGGAACGUUUCUACAUAACAUUUCCCAUACGUCAUUUUUGUUGUACAUAAUGUCUCCUAUUGAACGUUAAAAUUUGUGUUUCAGCAGCUGUUACAGUUUUGUUACUAAAUAAAAAAUAAAACAAUGAAAUAUAUUGUAAGAUUUAAAAAAAUUAAUUUAUUAAACGCUAGCUUUUUUAUGAAUUGGUUAA